Molecule: messenger RNA, 450 nt
Organism: Haemonchus placei
Lineage: Eukaryota; Metazoa; Nematoda; Chromadorea; Rhabditida; Trichostrongylidae
Source: the annotation of a GenBank genome assembly
AUGUUCUCGGAUGUUUUUAUUUUCCAGCCAUCUGCAUUGCGCCGACAAUUUACUCAGCUCCUCAAGAAGUUCUCCUCGCUUUCACCGACUGAAUCAGUCCUCCGAUCGUUGUCAAUCCUGAUCGACAUUGUGAAAUUCGAUGUCGAGAUUUUCAAAGCCAGCAUGGGGGUUGGAUGGUCGUCACCUGUGGACUUGCUUGUUGGCCCAGAAGUGGGGUUAUCCUAUCGUAUCAACGAACGCUGUGAGAGUUCGCGAUUAGCUGAACUGCGUUCUGUGCUGGAAAUUGUUAUCAGGAAAAUGGAGCAUAACUCUGAAAAGGCCAUAGUACAGUUGAAAAUUUCGGGCACCGCGCAGCCUAUGGUAGGGACGGUUUUGUAUUUUGUCUUUUCAGUUUUCUUGUUUUUCCUAUCUCCAUUACUGCUCAUUAUAUUAUACACUAUGAAACUAUGA